Molecule: messenger RNA, 390 nt
Organism: Fomitopsis serialis
Lineage: Eukaryota; Fungi; Basidiomycota; Agaricomycetes; Polyporales; Fomitopsidaceae
Exons: 2
Coding region: 1-390 (129 amino acids)
Source: RefSeq, a predicted model, not a curated record
AUGUCACCACCCACCACCAUCACCAAACCAAACAAGCCUGGCCAGAGGCACAAAUUGACGUCAUGGGUCUGGAAUAUCGAUGUCGGAGGAGAUCUCGACAGGAAUGAUACACUCUCAAUCAUUCACCGAAUUCACUGGUUCCACGCACACUCCAAGGUUGAUCGCCUCAAAGAAGAGGCCGGCAUCUUACGCUGGGAACUUGAUUCGGUGGGGAGGUAUUUCUCUCACCACGCCGAGAUGUGGAGGGACCGGGCUAUCCAGCACCCAGGCAAUGAUUAUGCAGGGUUCGCUCCGUACUGCUGGAAGUGUGCCGCAAUGUACGACCAUUUAUACCGAGAUGCUCAGCAGACGUAUAGGGAUGUUUAUGCUGACCCGAACAUUUUUACAUAG